Blastomyces gilchristii SLH14081 is the source of this 1697-nucleotide messenger RNA. Its product is annotated as autocrine motility factor receptor. Gene Ontology annotation, cellular component: mRNA cleavage factor complex. The record is from RefSeq and is a predicted model, not a curated record. Bases 187 to 1047 code for a protein of 286 amino acids. Gene Ontology annotation, molecular function: mRNA binding. Lineage: Eukaryota; Fungi; Ascomycota; Eurotiomycetes; Onygenales; Ajellomycetaceae. The transcript has 4 exons.
CUAUCUGUAUGCAACAACCGUUCUCCGCGAACCACGCACUGUCUCUAAUAUACUCAAUUCCUUUUCCAAAAGCCUGAUAAACAUCGCAUUAAAUCCGCUGCAUACAUAAUUAUUCAUUCCGCAACCGAGAAGAAAGAAAAGAAGAACAGCGGGAUCGAAAUUCUAGAAACCAGAGAGUCUGACAGAAUGUCGACAGUAACCACGACUGCGCUACAGAGCUCCAACCCCCCCAUCCUCCCACACGGUUUCUCCGCCAAACAACCAGCCACAAUCCGCCUAUACCCUCUCUCAAACUACACAUUCGGAACCAAAGAGAACCAGCCGGAAGAAGACCCGUCGGUACUGGCGCGUCUGAAACGGUUGGAAGAACACUACGAGCAGUAUGGCAUGAGGCGCACGUGCGAGGGCGUGCUGGUGUGCCAUGAGCAUAACCAUCCCCAUGUCCUGAUGUUGCAGAUUGCGAAUGCGUUUUUCAAGUUACCGGGCGACUACCUGCACCACGAUGACGACGAGGUCGAAGGGUUCAAAACACGGCUGAACGAGCGCCUAGCCCCCGUCGGUUCACAGUUUAGCGGCGAAGGGGUGAACGACGACUGGGAAAUCGGCGACACGCUCGCGCAGUGGUGGCGGCCGAAUUUCGAGACCUUCAUGUACCCUUUCCUCCCUGGCCAUGUGACGCGGCCCAAGGAGUGCAAGAAGCUGUAUUUCAUCCAGUUGCCGAAGAAGAAAGUCCUCUCUGUCCCCAAGAACAUGAAACUGCUCGCCGUGCCCCUCUUCGAGCUGUACGAUAACACGGCACGGUACGGCCCGCAACUCUCGGCCAUCCCGCACCUGCUAUCACGAUAUAACUUCGAGUUUGUGGAUGAGAAUGAUAAUGUGGUUGCGGUCACACCGGGGGAGCAGCCGGGGCCCGACAGCAGCGGUAGAAUGCCCAAGACCAAGGUAUUGUUGACGGGGGAGGAUGGCGGGACGGGAGGAGGAGAUAGUAAGAAUGGUGUCGGGGCCGAGGCGGCGGACACGGGGAUGGAAGGGGUUGAGGAGCAGUGAUGUAAUUUUAUUUUCCUGCUGUCUCUUUCUUUUCUUGUUUCUUUUAUUCACUUUUGUAUUCUUUUGAUUUGCUCUCUCUAUCUCUUAAGGCAGUUUAUGGCGUUGAUGAAUUAACUAACCACUGCGUAUAUCCCAAUACUAUUGCACUUUUCAGGGUCGCUACGACAUCAGCAACCUAAUGCAUGAAUAGAAGUCCACCUUACAAUCAAUGCUAGAAGAUUCCCUUCUUCUUUAUCAUCAUUACCCGUGGAAUCGGUGAUUCUUGUCAUGCUUAUGCCAAAAAGUCUGCUAUUACUGCGAAGUUGGAAUGAAUCAAUUUGACAAUCCCUCCUAUAACCCAUAACUACGACAGGCUAUAAUAUACUUCAUUGAGAACUUAUCACGCCCACUGUCUGCCAUCAGGUGCGUAAAGUGAAAGCCAUCGCUCAAAGGAGCAUUAUCGGUUCCAAUACUACGUCAUCUUGCUCCGCGAUGUAUAUCCUACUAUAGCCUACCCUUCUUCCAUCAACCUCCUAUAGUGUUAGGAUGGAAAAUAAAAUAUUACCAUAUAGAUAUGCCGUUUAAGUUAUAAAAGUAUUAAGCUCAGAUAACACCGCUGCUUGUCAAUUCGGAAGGCUGGACUGCCAUAUUAGCAAUAUUAAAGGGGUUAC